Messenger RNA from Patiria miniata (bat star), 4503 nucleotides. Its product is annotated as deleted in malignant brain tumors 1 protein-like. The transcript is spliced from 21 exons. NCBI's taxonomy places the organism in Eukaryota, Metazoa, Echinodermata, Asteroidea, Valvatida, Asterinidae. The record is from RefSeq and is a predicted model, not a curated record. Gene Ontology annotation, cellular component: membrane. Gene Ontology annotation, molecular function: protein binding. Bases 289 to 4221 code for a protein of 1310 amino acids.
GCUAGGCAAAAAGCAUGAUCGCAAUGGCUGCUCACAUGUAAAAUGACGCAAACACGUUAUGAUAUGAAAGCUGGAGUAAGAGUAAGGAACCUGUCGGGUAAAAUUAAUACCUCACCAAAAAACCACGUCAACAGACGCAAUGGCAAGUUGUCUUCAUCCAGCAAAUAUUGGAACAAUCUACACAUCCUCUCACGCGAUGCGGGCCAGGAGCCAUCUGUUUCACGGCAUGGAAGUCUAUAAAACUAACAGAGGCUCUGUUGGAAAUUAAACCGUUCCUCAUCGGACGCCAUGGGCAAGAUGAAUCGCCUCUUGGUUCUGCUUCUAGCGGUGUGCAUCGCUGGAAAUGCUUGUGCCUUUGCCAAUGAUGACGAGCACAACAUAAAAAAAGAAAAGAACAUUCCAGAUGAAGCUGUGAUCCGGAAGAACCGCGCCCAUACUCGAACUGUAUAUGUAAGUGCAGAGAGUAAUUACACCAUAACCUCUACCAACUACCCGAGCAACUAUCCCAACAACGCUGAUGACAUCUGGUAUCUUCAGACUGACAAAGGUCGAAUCAUCCAGCUCACAUUCGUUUCCUUUCGACUCGAGUCUGGGUACGACAACCUGAAGGGGGGCGAUGGUGAAGACGCAUCCACAGCGCAGCUCUUUUCCCUAUCUGGGACUGGCGUGAUACCAACAGACAAGGUUUCAUCAGGAAACAAGAUGUGGCUGAGGUUCACUUCAGACAGCAGUGUCACCUAUCAAGGGUUUUAUAUUGUUGCCCUAAGCGUCUCAAUGACGGACUCCACCACUGAACCAUCCUACCAAGGCUGUAGUUCAUAUCAGUGGCGAUGCUACUACAACGGCCAAUGUAUUCAAGACUACCAUAGAUGCAACGGAUACUCUGACUGCUACAAUGGCGAAGAUGAAUACAACUGUUACGACUACACCACUGAACCAUCCUACUACGGCUGCAGAUCAUAUGAGUGGCGAUGCUACUACAACGGCCAAUGUAUUCAAGACUACCAAAGAUGCAACGGAUACUCGGACUGCUACUAUGGCGAAGACGAAUACAACUGUUACGUAAACACCGUUGCUCCCACUGUAGACGUCAAUCCACCCUCCCCCGUGGUGCGACUAGUGAAUGGCGGCACCAUCUAUGAAGGCAGAGUGGAGGUAUUUGUCAACGGAGACUGGGGAACGGUGUGUGAUGAUACCUGGGCAUGGGACAUGAACGAUGCUGAGGUCAUCUGCAGACAGCUUGGCAAUGGACCGGCCGUUAGUGCCCUGCGUCGUGCUCAGUAUGGUCAGGGUACUGUUGGCCCUAUUCACAUUAAAAAUGUCCAAUGCAACGGAUCAGAAAGCUCUAUUCUCGAUUGCCCAUCGGACAGCUGUGCCCCUGGUGAUUGCAGCCAUGACUAUGAUGUUGGUGUUGAAUGUUCAGUUCCAGUUCGUCUCGUUAGUGGAGCCUCUUUUAACGAGGGUCGAGUUGAGGUUUACCACGAAGGCGAGUGGGGUACAGUCUGCGAUGAUGGAUGGGACCAGAAUAACGCUGAGGUUGUCUGUCACAUGCUUGGUUUCCAUUCGGCAUCCAGUGCUUGGAGCAAUGCUCACUUCGGCCAAGGAUCAGGUCGGAUCAUGCUUGACGAUGUUAGCUGCCAAGGGAAUGAAUCUAGCCUAGCUAAAUGCCAACAUCAUGGCUGGUUUAGUCAUAACUGUGGGCAUAGCGAGGACGCCGGAGUUACUUGUUUCAUUUCAGUUCGUCUCGUUGAUGGAAGCUCUUAUAACGAGGGUCGUGUUGAGGUUUACCACGAAGGCGAGUGGGGUACAGUCUGCGAUGAUGAUUGGGACCAGCGUGAUGCCCUGGUCGUCUGUCGCAUGCUUGGUUUUUAUUAUGGCGAAUAUGCCUUGGGCAAUGCUCUCUUCGGCCAAGGAUCAGGUCGGAUCAUGCUCGACAAUGUGAACUGCCAAGGACAUGAAUCUAGCAUAGAUGAAUGCCAACAUCAUGGCUGGUUAAGUCAUAACUGUGGGCAUAGCGAAGACGCUGGAGUUUAUUGUGCCAUCGGACUUCGUGUCUUUGACGGCGGAUCUGUUAACGGGGGUCGAGUUGAGAUUUACCAUCAGGGCGAGUGGGGCACAAUCUGCGAUGAUGGAUGGGACAUUAAUGAUGCUAAUGUCAUCUGUCGCAUGGCUGGUUUCGCUUCGGCAUCACAUGCUUGGACCAAUUCUCACUUCGGCCAAGGAUGGCAGACACCGAUCAUGCUUGACGAUGUUAACUGCCAAGGAAAUGAAUCUAGCAUCUUUGAAUGCCAACAUAGUGGCUGGUUUAAUCAUGACUGUGGACCAAACCAGGAGGUUGGAGUUACUUGUAACACUGAAUGUAAAAGUUCGUCUCUGUGGCCAUGCUAUAACAACAGCAGAUGUAUUGAAGACUACCUAAGAUGCAACGGAUACUCAGACUGCUCACAAGGCGAAGAUGAAUACAACUGUGACGACGUCAAUCCACCCUCCCCCGUGGUGCGACUAGUGAAUGGCGGCACCAUCUAUGAAGGCAGAGUGGAGGUGUUUGUCAACGGAGACUGGGGAACGGUGUGUGAUGAUACCUGGGCAUGGGACAUGAACGAUGCUGAGGUCAUCUGCAGACAGCUUGGCUAUGGACCGGCCAUUAGUGCCCAACCUAGCACUACGUAUAGUCAGGGUGUUGGUCCUAUUCACCUCAAAAAUGUCCAAUGCAACGGAUCAGAAAGCUCUAUUCUCGAUUGCCCAUCGGACAGCUGUGCCCCUGGUGAUUGCAGCCAUGACUAUGAUGUUGGUGUUGAAUGUUCAGUUCCAGUUCGUCUCGUUAGUGGAGCAUCUUUUAACGAGGGUCGAGUUGAGGUUUACCACGAAGGCGAGUGGGGUACAGUCUGCGAUGAUGGAUGGGACCAGAAUAGUGCUGAGGUCGUCUGUCGCAUGCUUGGUUUCCAUUCGGCAUCCAAUGCUUGGAGUAAUGCUCACUUCGGGCAAGGAUCAGGUCGGAUCAUGCUCAACCAUGUGUACUGCCGAGGACAUGAAUCAAGCCUUGACGAUUGCAGUCACCCUGGCUGGUUUAGUCAUAACUGUGGGCAUGGGGAUGACGCCGGAGUUACUUGCUUCACUCUGCACCCUAAUACUGACAGUCCAUUCGACCACACCACUGAACCACCCUACUACGGCUGCAGAUCAUAUGAGUGGCGAUGCUACUACAACGGUCAGUGUAUUCAAGACUACCAAAGAUGCAACGGAUACUCAGACUGCUACUAUGGCGAAGAUGAAUACAACUGUUAUGGAAACACCGUUGCUCCCACUGUAGGCGUCAAUCCACCCUCCUCCGUGGUGCGACUAGUGAAUGGAUUCAAACAGUUUGAAGGCAGAGUGGAGGUGUUUGUCGACGGUUCCUGGGGAACGGUGUGUGAUGAUGGCUGGGACAUACGUGAUGCUGAGGUCAUCUGCAGGCAGCUUGGCUACGGACCAGCCAUUUUUGCCAUAGGUAAAGCAUUAUAUGGUCAGGGCGUUGGACCUAUUCACCUUAGACAUCUCCGCUGUGAAGGUUGGGAAAGCUCGCUUCUUGACUGUACAUCGGAUGCCUUUCCCCCUGGAAAUUGCAGCCACAGCGAAGAUGCUGCUGUUUUAUGCUCAGGCUGUAGUUCAUAUCAGUGGCGAUGCUACCAUAACGAUCAAUGUAUUCAAGACUACCAAAGAUGCAACGGAUACUCUGACUGCUACUAUGGCGAAGAUGAACACAACUGUUACAACGAAUACACAAUGGCACCACCACCUGCCUGCAAUGACUAUGAGUGGUUAUGCCAUUCCAGUCAUCAAUGUAUUCCCCACGACCAAAGAUGCAACGAAAACCCAGACUGUGACUAUGGCGAGGAUGAAUCAGACUGUAAUGACUUCUCAACUGAACCACCUGCUUGCACUGACUAUGAGUGGCGAUGCUAUUCCAAUGGCGAGUGUCUUCCCCAGUACCAAGUAUGUAACGGAUACUCUGACUGCUACUACGGCGAGGAUGAAUCCAACUGCAAUGACAUUUUCCACUGUGCUGACGGUGACGAAAUCCCCAUGAGGUAUACCUGCGAUCGCAUCAUUGACUGCCUCUAUGGGGAAGAUGAGUGGCAGAACUGCUACGAUAAUGAGGUCAAGAGGGACAACAUUGAGUCGUAUCCGCGACGGGUACAGCUUUUGUCAAAAGGGCAGAAGACUGAUGACCACGACCAGUAGACGUAUCAAGGAAACAGCCGUCGUCUUGAACUGAAACCAGAAAUGGAAUUGACUAUGGCACACCAAAUUCUGAUCUCCAUUUGAAUUUUUGUAGAAUUCGUUUUGGUUUUUUGAUUUUCAUUUUGUUCCUGUUUUCAUUUUCGUUUUUGUUCUUUUAACGUUUUUGUUCCAAGUUUAUUGAACACUAUAUUCAGGGUGAGUCCAAAAGAAAGCAAGCGCGGAUCACCUCUGUCCAAAAAUGGGUUUUCCAUAGAAAUUCAUAAAAAAAAGACGCGAACACUC